Molecule: messenger RNA, 1145 nt
Organism: Astrephomene gubernaculifera
Lineage: Eukaryota; Viridiplantae; Chlorophyta; Chlorophyceae; Chlamydomonadales; Astrephomenaceae
Source: the annotation of a GenBank genome assembly
UACACCUUCGCUCACAGUUAACCCAAGCGAAAAAAAGCUGUGCUUUUACAUACGGGAACCACAUAUACCUCCUGAGAAGCGCAACUAAAGCCCUUGAAGAAUGCUGGCUACCAAGCGCAACGCGGUCAGCGUGCGCGCUUCCAGUGCGUCCGCUGUGGCUGUGAGCCGGUGCUCUGUGCGCUCGCUGGCAGUGUCAUCGCGCGUCGCUAUGUCCUCCUGGGACGACUCACGGCAGACCGCUUCGGCACUUUCCCAGUCCUUUCCAAGGCUCCAACAAGCUGCAAACGCUCCUCGCCGCAAAGUUGCAACGAUGAUGGGCAACAAAGCGACGACGGGCCCCUUUGCUCCUCUGGUGGUUGUGGUCCGCGGCGCGAUUGGCGACAAGCCGUUUAACCAGCUGCGCGGCAAGGCAAUCUCCCUGCAUUCACAAGUGAUCAAGGAUUUCUGCAAGCUUUUGGGCGUUGACAACAAGCAAGUACAGGGAGUUAUUCGUCUUGCAAAGAAGAAUGGAGAAAAGCUUGGAUUCCUUGCAUAAUGUCCUUGCGCUUUGCGGACGUCGACGGAGAGGACUGACCGGGUCGGCGUCCGGCGCGCGGCCUGAACGAAAGUAGUUCUGCAUUUUUACCCCAUCGAUAGUUGUGCAUAGCCCUUGACUAGACAGCAACUGUGGAAGAGGAAUGGAGAGUUGGGAGCGCCGAGCGAAGUUGCUAAUUAAUGAGAGAUGCGCUGAGGGCGAGUGAAGUGCUAAUCUUUGCACUUGCUUUGGUCCAAUGCCCGGUUGGCUCUGCUAAGGAAGCCAUUUGAGGGUUUUACCACAGAAACUUGAUGGACUUCGUGAGUACUAAGUGUUUGUUGGCAGGUUGUGAUGACCCUUUAACCAUGGUGUUUCAAUUUAUUUGGUUGACCGAUUGUUACCGAGUGUGGCUGUAUGCUUAGGAUGGGAAUGCAGGAACUGAUUAUGCAAAGUUCGGAGUAGGGUGGCUAAGGUUCCUUUGUGGAGUUGUCAUAUGGGUUAAAGAUGAUUGUUUAGUACAGAUCGGAAUUGUGACUACGAACACGUGCCAUUGCAUGGUGCGUUAAGAACAGGAACAGACAGAUAAAGCACGUGAAACAUGAGGGUGGUGUACGGCAUGGUGUAGGGCAUG